Molecule: messenger RNA, 3020 nt
Organism: Echinops telfairi (small Madagascar hedgehog)
Lineage: Eukaryota; Metazoa; Chordata; Mammalia; Afrosoricida; Tenrecidae
Gene: EGR1
Product: early growth response 1
Exons: 2
Coding region: 121-1728 (535 amino acids)
Biological process (GO): regulation of transcription by RNA polymerase II
Molecular function (GO): RNA polymerase II cis-regulatory region sequence-specific DNA binding; DNA-binding transcription factor activity, RNA polymerase II-specific
Source: RefSeq, a predicted model, not a curated record
UGCCCCGCACCCCGCAUGUGAUCCGGCCAGGCCCCGCGAGUGUGACCCCGCAGCUCCGGCCCAGGGCUGCACCCGCCGCCCCAACGCCAGCUCUGCAGCCUGUCCGUCCGUCCGUCCGGGAUGGCCACGGCCAAGGCCGAGAUGCAGCUGAUGUCCCCGCUGCAGGUCUCCGACCCGUUCGGCUCCUUCCCUCACUCGCCCACCAUGGACAACUACCCCAAGCUGGAGGAGAUGCUGCUGCUGAGCAACGGGGCGCCCCAGUUCCUGGGUGCCGCCGGGGCCCCUGAGGGCAGCGGCAGUAACAGCAGCGGGGGCGGUGGAGGUGGAGGGAGCGGCAGCAACAGCAGCAGCAGCAGCAGCGGCAGCAGCGCCUUCAACCCGCAGGGGGAAGCGGGCGAGCAGCCUUACGAGCACCUGACCGCAGAGUCCUUCCCUGACAUCUCUCUGAAUAACGAGAAGGCGCUGGUGGAGACGACCUACUCCAACCAAACCAUCCGGCUGCCUCCCAUCACAUACACCGGCCGCUUCUCCCUGGAGCCCGCACCAAACAGCGGCAACACCCUGUGGCCUGAGCCACUCUUCAGCUUGGUCAGUGGCCUCGUGAGCAUGACCAACCCACCGGCCACCUCGUCCUCGGCUCCCUCGCCAACUGCCUCCUCGUCCUCCUCGGCCUCGCAGAGCCCACCCUUGAGCUGCUCGGUGCAACCCAACGACAGCAGCCCCAUUUACUCCGCGGCGCCCACCUUCCCCACACCCAACGCCGACAUCUUCCACGAGCCGCAGAGCCAGGCCUUUCCUGGUUCGGCCGGCGCAUCGCUUCAGUAUCCGCCUCCUGCCUACCCUACUGCCAAGGGCGGCUUCCAGGUGCCCAUGAUCCCGGACUACCUGUUUCCCCAGCAGCAGGGGGACCUGGGCCUGAGCACCCCGGACCAGAAGCCCUUUCAGGGCCUGGAGAGUCGUACCCAGCAGCCUUCCCUUACUCCGCUCUCCACCAUCAAGGCCUUCGCCACGCAGUCGGGGUCCCAGGACUUGAAGGGCCUCAACUCCACGUAUCAGUCCCAGCUGAUCAAACCCAGCCGCAUGCGCAAAUACCCCAACCGACCCAGCAAGACUCCCCCCCACGAGCGACCCUAUGCCUGCCCUGUGGAGUCCUGCGACCGCCGCUUCUCCCGCUCCGACGAGCUCACCCGCCACAUCCGCAUCCACACUGGCCAGAAACCCUUCCAGUGUCGCAUCUGCAUGCGCAACUUCAGCCGCAGUGACCACCUGACCACCCACAUCCGAACCCACACGGGCGAGAAGCCCUUCGCCUGCGACAUCUGUGGCAGAAAGUUUGCCAGGAGCGAUGAACGCAAAAGGCAUACCAAGAUCCACUUGCGACAGAAGGACAAGAAAGCAGACAAAGGUGUGGUGGCGUCCUCGGCCACCUCUUCCCUCUCCUCUUACCCGUCCCCAGUGGCUACCUCGUACCCGUCCCCAGCCACCACCUCGUACCCAUCGCCCGUGCCCACCUCCUACUCCUCUCCGGGCUCCUCGACCUACCCGUCCCCUGUGCACAGCGGCUUCCCUUCGCCGUCAGUGACCACCACGUACUCUGCGGUGCCCCCUGCUUUCCCCGCCCAGGUCAGCAGCUUCCCCGCCUCGGGGGUCACCAACUCCUUCAGCGCCUCCACAGGCCUUUCGGACAUGGUGGCCACCUUUUCUCCCAGGACAAUUGAAAUUUGCUGAAGAGGAAUGGGAAACCAAACAGAAGAAAGAAACACAAACACAAGAGACUUUCAGGACAGGAGUGGGGCAUGGCCGCUGGAGGGGUGUCCUCUUAGGUCAACCGGAGGUUUUCAGAGCCGGGUGCUCUCCUCCCGCUACUGGACCCCAAGGCCUUCUUGGAACGUCCAUUGCCCUACAAUCCUUUGUGCCCAUGGCCCCAUCUUCCCAGUCCCCUUUGACUUCAGCUGCCUGAAACAGCCAUGUUCAAGUUCUUCCCCUCUAUCCAAAGAACUUGAUUUGCAUGGAGUUUGGAUAUAUCAUUUCAGUAUCAUUUCCAUCGUACGCCUGACCCCUUGCUCCCUUCAAUGCUAGAACACUUGAGUCGGCAACAUGGGGUUUGGGCCCCUCACAGCCCACCCCUGCACCUUGUACAGCGUCUGUGCCAUGGAUUUCAUGUCUUUCCCACCGGGUACUCUUGAUGUGAAGAUAAUUUGCAUAUCCUAUUGUAUUAUUUGGAAUUAAGUCCUCACUUGGAAGAAAACAAAAAGGGUGGGGGGGUGGUUAAAAAAAAAAAACCCCAAGCAAACCAAUGAUCCUCUAUUUUGUGACGAUGCUGUGACGAUGUGUGAAGCUUUUUUUGAAACAGCCGUCUGAGGUGUCAAUCAGAGCAUGUGUCAGAGUGAUGUUCCGUUAACCUUUUUGUAAAUAUUUCCCCACCACCGUACUCUCACAUGUGGCAAAAAAAAAAAAAAUCUAUAUAUAUACAUAUAUAUAUAUAUAUGGUUUGGUUUUUCUUUUCCUUUUUCGAAAGUGGUUUUUAUUUGUCAUCCUCUUGGUUUUAAAGAAGUCUCACGUCUUGGUGCCUUUUGUGUGAUGCGCCUUGCUAGCGGCUUGACAUGUGCAAUUGUGAGGGAUGUGCUCACCUCCAGCCUUAAGGGGGGUAGGGAGUGAUGACUCCGGGGGAGGCUUUGGGAGCAAAACCAGGAAGAGGGCUGAGCUGAGCCUCUGUUCUCCAGAAUGUAUGGGGGGAAACAAUCAAAAAAAUCUGAACUCUCUAAAGUCUAUUUUUUUAACUGAAAAUGUAAAUUUAUAAAUAUAUUCAGGAGUUGGAAUGUUGUAGUUACCUACUGAGUAGGCGGCGAUUUUCGUAUGUUAUGAACAUGCAGUUCAUUAUUUUGUGGUUUUCUUUUACUUUGUACAUGUGUUUGCUUAAACAAAGUGACUGUUUGGCUUAUAAACACAUUGAAUGCGCUUUAUUGCCCAUGGGAUAUGUGGUGUAUAUCCUUCAGAAAAAUUAAAGAGAAAAUAAAAGA